CAACUGUAGCCGCUUGUGAGGCUUCGGUAUGGCUUCACGGGUCUACGACACGGCGUCAUAGGUUCCUGACGUAGCUUCACGGGUUUCCGACGUAGGCUUACGGGUCUACGGCGUGGGCUCAUGGGUUUACGACAUGGGUUUACGGGUCUACGACGCGGCUUCAUGGUAUGCGAUACUGGUUUCGUGGGCUUACGGAAACUCGUCUGGAUGGAUUUACUGCUUGUCUGUGCUGUCGACGUAUUUGGAUUGCUUACCCAGAGGUGACCGUACCGCCUACUGCAUGGUUUUACCGCUGGCUCCAGACAAACUCGGCCCUCUGCAAUGAUACACUUGUACAACCCCCUGCAUAAAUUCUGAUCCACGUUCGCUG
This is a messenger RNA of Schizophyllum commune H4-8, 370 nucleotides long. RefSeq lists its product as uncharacterized. The transcript has a single exon. NCBI's taxonomy places the organism in Eukaryota, Fungi, Basidiomycota, Agaricomycetes, Agaricales, Schizophyllaceae. The record is from RefSeq and is a predicted model, not a curated record. The coding region runs from base 134 to 325 and encodes 63 amino acids.